This is a messenger RNA of Spinacia oleracea (spinach), 1197 nucleotides long. RefSeq lists its product as uncharacterized. The coding region runs from base 64 to 864 and encodes 266 amino acids. The record is from RefSeq and is a predicted model, not a curated record. Lineage: Eukaryota; Viridiplantae; Streptophyta; Magnoliopsida; Caryophyllales; Amaranthaceae. The transcript is spliced from 2 exons.
UAUCACCUACCCCUCCGCACCGGUGGUUGGAUCGAGGAUACUCCUUUCAAGAUUCCACCGCAAAUGAAGCCAUGGUUCGAGACUCCUGGCGGCGAACCUACCGACCAGUUUUAUCCCACCAUUGACCUGUUGUGUGGGGAGUCGGUGGCUACUGAUUCGGCUAAGGACGGUGGCGACUUAGGCUACCGUGCCUUUAAAGAUUUGAUUACGCCUGCUGACAGGCCACAAGGUCAGAUUGAUGCCCCUGCUGCUCAACACUUUAAUGACCUCUACAAGGCCGUUCAGUCCAGCAUGGACCUGUACUACGUUUACCGCUGGAACCAGCUGCAGCUGACUCAGAAUAACAUUGAUAUGGCCGAUUUGAGGAAGCGGGCUGAGGAUGCUGAGUCUUUGCUGGAAGACAGCAAGAAGAAGUUGGAUGCUGCGGCUUCUGAUUUGGAGGCGGCUAAUAAACGGCUCAGUGAUAUUGAGCCAAAGCUGCAGGCUGAGGCUGAGAGAGCAGACGGUUUGGAUCAACAGCUGGCAAGUAUUAAUGCAAGCUUGCCGGGCGUAAAGAAAUCUGCCGCCAAGAAAGCCGUUGAUAAACUUCUCCAGUCUGACUGGUUUAACGACAUUCUGACUUUGCGCCAUAACGGCGGUUGGUGUGCUGCACAUCGGGUCGUUUGCCAUGUGAAGAAGCUGGACGAGGAUGGCUGGCAAGAGUUUGAAGAUGGUUAUGAGGAGAAAGAGCUGUAUAAGGUUGCAACCGGCUUUGAGCCUCAGGAGCUACCCGAGGCGGUGAUUUGCAAUGCUAAUCAGAGGACCCUGCCUCCUUUGGAUGUUCCGGAAGCAGCUUAUUGGUCUGAUGAUGAGCCUGCCGUUUGACGGUUUCGGCAGUCAUCACCUUCCUCCUCUUGCGGAUCUUCUUCUUUUCCCAGCCGGCCUCAUACUUGUUAGGAUUUUUAUUUUUAUUUUGGCGGUUGGCUUUAGAUUUUUUGGCAAAUGCUGUUAGGGCACUUCAACUUUGAUGUAAUUUUAAUUUAUAACAUCGUAUUAUUGUGGCGGUGUUGGUUUUAUUCGGCAUCCCUUUGUGCCUUGUUAUCAGCUAAUCACUUCGCAAGUUUUUUGGGUGAUGGCUGUCGGUUUUUCGUGUACUCCCUUUUGUGGCCAUGUAUUUAUGACAAGUAAUUUUUCGAUUUCAUAUUUCCUUCUUUUUGC